AUGCCUUUCGCACCUGAUGAUCUGAGCGACGCCAGCAACAAAGCAGCAGCUAUCUCCUGUCAGAUCCUCGAGGCGGGAGCCGGCAGUAGCCGCCCCGAAUGGACGCCUUUGUUCAAGCACGAAAUACGGUUCGAGCCGGCCAUAUUCGACCAGGUGAUGCUAAAUCUGAUCCGCAACCCCAACAUCAACUCGUCUUGGCUCUUUCGGGCAGACGUCCUGUUGGAUCAGGUUGCUGGCUCAGAAGUCUCUGAGAUCUCUUUCGACAAUCAGCCGCUAGUACCGAGCUUCUCGGGACUUGAGGAACGGCGGCGCAUAGUACGCCGCAUGAUCCCUCGGAACGAACUGCGAGAUAAGCCUCUCGAACAGACAUGUGUAUUCUACCAGGGGAUAUCAUCACAGGGAUUACAAAGAUCUUUGAUCGUUUAUCUUCCACACUUCAAGUCAGAGUCUGAUAUUCCCUUUUAUCAUCCGAGCGUGCGAGGCGUUGCCUUUCUGCACGACUGGAACCCCGAAGAGUCUCAAGGCACUAUUUCCAUUCACUACUGUUUCUUUGAGGGAAGCGCCAGAGACGAAAAACUCUCGAGGACAGCGCUCAGUCUGCUCAAGGUGACGUAUAAGCAUGGCGAGGGCCAAAAGAAUGGGUACCAAAAACGUGUUCACCACGAUAUCUUGGUUCCACAAGCAGCCCUCCAAAACAGAUAUGCUACGUUGAAGAAGAAGUACGCUCGAACUCUCGUUGAAGGCUGGGAAGAGGUGACUGACCCUUCAAAACAUGUCUUUGAGGAUAUCUGUAUCGCAGCCUUCCUAAUAGAGCUGUGGGAAGACAUGUACAAGGACUCCGAUUUCCCUGGUUGGGUUGAUAUUGGCUGUGGGAAUGGUCUUCUUACGCACAUCCUGAAUAGCGAGAACUAUCCCGGAUGGGGCUUCGAUGCUCGAGCAAGAAAGUCAUGGCCGAAGUACAGCACGGAAGUCCGAGUACGAUCUCCUGCCGAAAGCUUCGUAGAGCGACAGUCAUUAGAGACCCGUGUCCUCCUGCCAUCUGUCCUCAGUAGUAUGCAGCCGGACGACGACGAGGCGCUCCACAAUGAACUGAUACAUGACGGGGUCUUUCCCCCAAAGACCUUCAUCAUCUCAAACCACGCGGAUGAGCUCACGCCGUGGACACCCAUCCUGGCCAGACUCUCGGACUGUCCCUUCAUUAUGAUCCCGUGUUGUAGCCACAACCUCACGGGUGCAAGGUUUCGCGCACCGCCGCCAAAGGACAAGGCAGAGUCCCCAUCUAUGUACAACUCUCUCUGCGCCUGGGUUUGCGAGAUCGCAAAGGACUGCGGCUGGGAGGUUGAGAAGGAGAUGCUGCGAAUCCCGAGCACGAGGAACGCAGCGUUCGUUGGCCGACGGUUGGCCAACGAUUCGGAGCUUGAUGUGCAGGCGUUGUUGGACAAGUAUGGAGGGACACAGGGGUACUACGACAACGUGAUCAAGUUGCUCAAGACUUCAACUCGUGGUCACUAG
Molecule: messenger RNA, 1512 nt
Organism: Diaporthe amygdali
Lineage: Eukaryota; Fungi; Ascomycota; Sordariomycetes; Diaporthales; Diaporthaceae
Exons: 1
Coding region: 1-1512 (503 amino acids)
Biological process (GO): tRNA methylation
Molecular function (GO): tRNA (uridine) methyltransferase activity
Source: RefSeq, a predicted model, not a curated record